Arvicola amphibius (Eurasian water vole) is the source of this 13749-nucleotide messenger RNA. RefSeq names its product FAT atypical cadherin 3 (gene Fat3). Bases 1 to 13749 code for a protein of 4582 amino acids. The record is from RefSeq and is a predicted model, not a curated record. NCBI's taxonomy places the organism in Eukaryota, Metazoa, Chordata, Mammalia, Rodentia, Cricetidae. The transcript is spliced from 27 exons. Gene Ontology annotation, biological process: homophilic cell-cell adhesion. Gene Ontology annotation, molecular function: calcium ion binding. Gene Ontology annotation, cellular component: plasma membrane.
AUGGGUGUGACUAUGGGACACUGUGUGGGCACAAGGCCUCCUUCCUGUCUCGUCCUGCUGCUGCUGAAGCUGCUGGCCACUGUCUCCCAGGGACUGCCAGGAACAGGGCCCCUGGGCUUCCACUUCACACAUUCCGUGUACAAUGCUACAGUGUACGAAAACUCAGCAGCGAGGACCUACGUCAACAGCCAAAGCAGAAUGGGCAUCACCUUAAUAGACCUAUCCUGGGACAUCAAGUACAGAAUAGUGUCUGGUGACGAGGAAGGUUUCUUCAAAGCUGAGGAGGUCAUCAUUGCAGAUUUCUGCUUUCUCAGGAUAAGAACUAAAGGUGGCAAUUCUGCCAUAUUAAACAGGGAAAUCCAAGACAAUUAUUUAUUAAUCAUAAAAGGUUCAGUCAGAGGAGAAGAUUUGGAAGCAUGGACCAAAGUGAACAUCCAGGUUUUAGACAUGAAUGACCUGAGGCCUCUGUUCUCACCUACCACUUACUCAGUCACCAUUGCAGAAAGCACACCACUUAGGACUAGCGUUGCCCAGGUAACGGCUACAGAUGCAGACAUUGGUUCCAAUGGAGAGUUCUACUACUACUUUAAGAACAAGGUUGAGCUUUUUUCAGUCCACCCCACAAGUGGUGUCAUCUCUUUAAGUGGACGAUUAAAUUAUGAUGAGAAGAACAGGUAUGACCUAGAAAUCUUAGCAGUGGACCGGGGAAUGAAACUCUAUGGCAAUAACGGAGUUAGCAGUACUGCGAAGCUUUAUGUUCACAUUGAACGCGUAAAUGAACAUGCUCCCAUUAUCCAUGUGGUCACUCACACCCCUUUCUCAUUGGACAAGGAGCCAACAUACGCAGUAGUGACAGUUGAUGAUUUGGAUGAGGGGGCCAAUGGAGAGAUUGAAUCUGUUUCCAUCGUGGCUGGAGAUCCUUUGGAUCAGUUCUUCCUGGCUAAAGAAGGCAAGUGGAUGAAUGAAUAUAAAGUCAAGGAGAGGAGGCAGGUGGAUUGGGAAAGCUUCUCCUACGGCUACAACCUCACUCUUCAAGCGAAAGACAAAGGAUCACCGCAGAAGUUUUCAGAACUAAAGACAGUCCACAUUGCCAACCCCAAGAAGGACAGUAUCCCAAUUAGGUUUGAAAAAGAUGUGUAUGAAGUCAGCAUAAGUGAAUUUUCCCCUCCUGGUGUCUUGGUGGCCAUAGUCAAGGUAAAUCCUGAGCCGCUGGAUGUGGAAUACAAACUCUCUCCUGGAAAAGAUACCGAGUACUUCAAGAUCAACCCUCGGUCAGGUCUGAUUGUCACAGCGCAGCCCCUGAAUAUGGUGAAGAAAGAAGUUUAUAAGCUGGAGGUGACAGACAAGGAAGGAGAGGUGAAGGCACAAGUCACCAUCGGGAUCGAGGAUGCCAAUGACCACACCCCAGAAUUCCAGCAGUCACUGUAUGAGACGUUUGUGAACGAGAGUAUCCCUGUCGGAACAAAUGUUCUGACUGUGUCAGCCUCUGACAAGGAUAAAGGAGAAAAUGGCUACAUCACUUACAGCAUUGCCAGCCUGAACCCUUUACCAUUUGUCAUUAACCAGUUCACGGGCGUGAUCAGCACCACUGAAGAGUUAGAUUUCGAAUCCUCCCCAGAGACGUACAGGUUCGUUGUAAGAGCUUCUGACUGGGGCUCACCGUACCGCCAUGAAAGCGAGGUGAACGUGACCAUUCGGGUAGGAAAUGUCAAUGACAACAUCCCUCUCUUCGAAAAAGUGGCUUGCCAGGGAGUCAUUUCCUAUGACUUUCCUGUUGGAGGUCACAUUACAGCUGUCUCUGCUAUUGAUAUUGAUGAACUCGAACUUGUAAAGUACAAGAUCAUUUCAGGAAAUGAACUUGGGUUCUUUUAUUUGAACCCAGACUCUGGUGUUUUACAGCUUAAAAAGCCACUGAUGAAUUCUGGCAUUAAAAAUGGUAAUUUUGCCCUCAGAAUCACAGCUACAGAUGGGGAGCAUUUUGCAGACCCCAUGACCAUUAACAUCUCUGUCCUCCACGGGAAAGUGUCUUCAAAGAGCUUCAGCUGCAGAGAAACUCGAGUGGCUCAGAAAUUGGCGGAGAAACUACUCAUUAAAGCAAAAGCUAACGGGAAGCUGAAUGUAGAAGACGGAUUUCUUGACUUUUAUUCAAUUAACAGGCAAGGACCACAUUUUGACAAGUCUUUCCCCUCUGAUGUGGCCGUGAAGGAGGAUAUGCCAGUUGGGAGUAACAUCCUGAAGAUUAAAGCAUACGAUGCCGACUCUGGCUUCAAUGGGAAGGUGCUGUUUACAAUAUCAGAUGGGAACACGGACAGUUGCUUUAAUAUCGACAUGGAGACUGGACAGCUUAAAGUUCUCAUGCCCAUGGACCGAGAGCACACAGACCUCUAUCUCCUCAACAUAACCAUCUACGACCUCGGAAAGCCACAGAAAUCCUCAUGGCGAUUGCUGACAGUCAAUGUGGAGGAUGCUAAUGACAACAGCCCAGUGUUUCUGCAGGACAGCUACUCAGUCAGCAUUCUUGAAAGUUCAAGUAUUGGCACCGAGAUUAUUCAAGUGGAAGCAAGAGACAAAGACCUGGGUUCUAAUGGUGAGGUAAUGUACUCGGUUUUGACAGAUACACGGCAGUUUGCCAUCAAUAGCUCAACUGGAAUUGUUUACGUAGCUGACCAGUUGGACAGGGAAUCCAAAGCCAACUAUUCUUUGAAAAUAGAAGCCAGGGACAAAGCAGAAAGUGGCCAGCAACUGUUUUCUGUUGUCACCCUGAAGAUCUUUCUGGAUGAUGUCAAUGACUGCUCCCCAGCUUUCAUCCCCACUAGCUACAGUGUGAAGGUUCUGGAAGAUCUCCCCGUUGGUACAGUCAUUGCUUGGCUUGAGACUCAAGAUCCUGACCUUGGAUUAGGGGGUCAAGUGCGCUAUUCUUUGGUCAAUGAUUAUAAUGGGAGAUUUGAAAUAGACAAAGCCAGUGGCGCCAUCCGCUUGAGCAAAGAGCUGGACUAUGAGAAGCAGCAGUUCUACAACCUCACAGUCAGGGCCAAAGACAAAGGGCGUCCUGUCUCCCUGUCAUCAGUUUCCUUCGUGGAGGUGGAGGUGGUGGAUGUCAAUGAAAACCUCCAUAUGCCCUACUUCCCAGACUUUGCUGUCACUGGAUCUAUAAAAGAAAAUUCACGGAUUGGAACAAGCGUGCUGCAGGUGACUGCCCAUGAUGAGGAUUCUGGUAGGGAUGGAGAGAUCCAGUACUCCAUCAGAGAUGGGAGUGGUCUCGGGAGAUUCAGCAUAGAUGAUGAGAGUGGAGUCAUCACGGCUGCUGACAUUCUUGAUCGAGAGACAACAGGGUCGUACUGGUUGACGGUGUAUGCCACAGACAGGGGCGUGGUCCCUCUCUAUUCCACCAUUGAGGUCUACAUAGAAGUUGAAGAUGUGAAUGACAAUGCCCCACUGACCUCGGAACCCAUCUAUUAUCCCGUUGUCAUGGAGAACUCUCCCAAGGAUGUGUCUGUCAUUCAGAUACAAGCUGAAGAUCCUGACUCUGGUUCCAAUGAAAAACUGACCUAUAGGAUUACAAGUGGAAACCCACAGAACUUUUUUGCCAUCAAUAUCAAAACAGGUCUGAUUACCACGACUUCGAGGAAAUUGGAUCGAGAGCAGCAGGCGGAACAUUUUCUGGAGGUGACCGUGACAGAUGGCGGGUCUUCUCCAAAACAGUCAGCGAUCUGGGUGGUCGUUCAGGUUCUGGACGAAAAUGACAACAAGCCCCAGUUCCCGGAGAAGGUUUACCAGAUCAAGCUUCCAGAACGUGACCGCAAGAAGAGGGGAGAACCCAUUUACAGGGCUUUUGCAUUUGACCGAGAUGAAGGCCCUAAUGCAGAAAUCUCCUACAGUAUUGUGGAUGGGAAUGAUGAUGGAAAAUUCUUUAUUGACCCCAAAACUGGCAUGGUCUCCUCCAGAAAGCAAUUCACGGCAGGGAGCUAUGACAUCCUGACGAUCAAGGCUGUGGACAAUGGCCGGCCACAGAAAUCCUCCACAGCUCGCCUCCAUAUUGAAUGGAUUAAGAAGCCCCCACCUUCGCCUAUCCCGCUGACCUUCGAUGAGCCAUUUUACAACUUCACAGUCAUGGAAAGUGACAGAGUGACAGAGAUUGUAGGGGUGGUGUCUGUGCAACCAGCUAACACCCCUCUGUGGUUUGACAUCAUUGGGGGGAAUUUUGACAGCUCUUUUGAUGCAGAGAAGGGUGUUGGGACAAUUGUCAUUGCAAAACCUCUGGAUGCAGAGCAAAGGUCGGUCUACAACAUGAGCGUGGAAGUCACCGAUGGAACCAAUGUUGCUGUCACUCAGGUAUUUAUCAAAGUGUUGGAUAAUAACGAUAAUGGCCCCGAAUUCUCCCAACCACAUUAUGAUGUGACAAUUUCUGAGGAUGUGCUUCCUGACACAGAGAUACUGCAGAUCGAGGCCACAGACAGAGACGAGAAGCACAAGCUGAGCUACACCAUCCACAGCAGCAUCGACGCCAUCAGCAUGAGGAAGUUCCGGAUGGACCCCAACACGGGCGUUCUCUACACUGCCGAAAGGCUGGAUCACGAGGCCCAGGACAAGCACAUCCUCAACAUAAUGGUCAGAGAUCAGGAAUUUCCUUACCGAAGAAACUUGGCCCGAGUCAUUGUGAACGUGGAGGAUGCUAACGAUCACAGCCCUUACUUUACCAAUCCACUGUACGAAGCAUCGGUGUUCGAAUCAGCUGCCCUGGGAUCAGUUGUUCUACAAGUGACAGCUCUGGACAAAGACAAAGGGGAAAAUGCAGAGCUCAUAUAUUCCAUAGAAGCAGGAAACACAGGUAACACGUUUAAGAUUGAACCCGUCCUGGGCAUCAUCACCAUCUCCAAAGAGCCAGACAUGACAGCAAUGGGUCAGUUUGUCCUGUCAGUUAAAGUCACAGAUCAAGGCUCCCCACCAAUGUCUGCCACGGCGAUUGUGCGUGUCUCCAUCAGUGUGUCUGAUAACUCCCGCCCCAAAUUCACUCACCGAGACUACCAAGCUGAAGUAAAUGAAAACGUUGAUAUUGGAACGUCUGUCGUCCUCAUCUCUGCCAUCAGCCAGUCAACUCUCAUUUACGAGGUCAAAGAUGGAAACAUCAAUGGGGUCUUUACCAUAAACCCAUACUCUGGAGUCAUCACCACUCGGAGAGCUCUGGAUUACGAGCAGACCUCUGCCUAUCAACUCAUCAUCCAGGCCACUAACAUGGCAGGCAUGGCUUCCAAUGCCACCGUCAGCAUUCAGAUCGUGGAUGAAAAUGAUAACCCCCCAGUGUUUCUCUUCUCGCAGUACUCGGGCAGCCUGAGCGAGGCUGCACCCAUCAACAGCAUCGUCAGGAGCCAAGACAACAGCCCACUGGUGAUCCGAGCCACUGAUGCUGACAGCAACCAGAAUGCAUUACUGGUGUAUCAGAUUGUGGAGGCCACAGCCAAGAAGUUCUUCACGGUGGACUCCAGCACAGGGGCUAUCAGAACGAUUGCCAACCUAGACCAUGAGGCCAUUGCACACUUCCAUUUCCACGUGCACGUGAGAGACAGUGGGAGCCCCCAGCUGACUGCAGAAAGCCCUGUUGAAGUCAACAUUGAGGUGAGAGAUGUGAACGACAACCCGCCUGUGUUCACCCAGGCUGUGUUUGAGACUGUCUUACUUCUCCCCACCUACGUUGGUGUGGAGGUUCUGAAGGUGAGUGCCACAGACCCUGACUCUGAGGUACCCCCUGAACUGACAUACAGCCUCAUGGAAGGCAGUGUGGAUCACUUUCUAAUGGACCCAAAUAGUGGAGUGCUCACCAUAAAAAAUAAUAAUCUCUCCAAAGAUCAUUACAUGCUGAUAGUCAAAGUAUCUGAUGGAAAGUUCUACAGCACUGCCACGGUCACUAUCAUGGUUAAAGAAGCCAUGGACAGUGGCCUCCACUUCACACAAACUUUCUAUUCCACCUCCAUCUCAGAGAACAGCACAAACAUAACCAAAGUCGCUAUUGUCAAUGCAAUUGGAAACCGCCUUAACGAGCCCUUGAAAUACAGCAUCUUAAACCCAGGAAAUAAGUUCAAGAUAAAAUCUACCUCGGGAGUCAUUCAGACCACAGGAGUACCCUUUGACCGCGAAGAACAAGACCUGUAUGAGUUGGUGGUAGAAGCCAGUCGUGAGCUAGACCAAUUGCGCGUGGCGAGGGUGGUAGUCAGAGUCAACAUUGAAGAUGUAAAUGACAACUCUCCUGUCUUUGUGGGCCUCCCUUACUAUGCUGCUGUGCAAGUUGAUGCUGAGCCAGGGACUCUGGUAUACCGGGUGACAGCCAUCGACAAAGAUAAAGGUGCCAAUGGAGAAGUGACCUAUGUCUUGCAGGAUGACUAUGGCCACUUUGAAAUUAACCCUAAUUCAGGGAAUGUGGUUUUAAAAGAAGCAUUCAAUGCAGACCUCUCCAACAUUGACUAUGGGGUCACCAUCCUCGCCAAGGAUGGUGGCAAUCCAUCUCUGUCCAACUCAGUGGAACUUCCCAUCACCAUUGUUAACAAAGCAAUGCCUGUGUUUGAUAAACCCUUUUAUACAGCAUCAAUCAAUGAAGAUGUCACAAUGGAUACUCCCAUUCUCAGUAUCAAUGCCACCAGCCCGGAAGGCCAGGGCAUCAUAUACCUCAUCAUUGAUGGGGAUCCCUUCCAACAGUUUAACAUUGACUUUGACACAGGGGUCCUGAAAGUCAUUAGUCCUUUGGAUUAUGAAGCCAUAUCCGUUUACAAGUUGACGGUGAGAGCCAGUGAUGCCCUUACAGGGGCCAGGGCUGAAGUCACAGUGGAUGUGCUAGUAGAUGAUGUCAAUGAUAACCCUCCUGUUUUUGAUCAGCCCACUUACAACACAACACUGUCUGAGGCAUCUCUCAUUGGAACCCCAGUUCUGCAACUUGUCUCCACGGAUGCAGAUUCAGGAAACAACAAGGUGGUGCAUUAUCAGAUUGUCCAGGAUACCUACAAUAGCACGGAUUACUUUCACAUCGAUAGCUCCAGUGGCCUCAUCCUGACAGCGAGGAUGCUAGACCACGAGGUGGUGCAACACUGUACCUUGAGGGUCACAGCAACUGAUAAUGGUUUUCCAUCCCUGAGCACUGAAGUCCUGGUUCACAUCUACAUUUCUGACAUCAAUGACAACCCCCCGGUGUUUAAUCAGCUCAUUUAUGAGUCCUAUGUUAGUGAAUUAGCCCCCCGGGGUCAUUUUGUAACCUGUGUGCAAGCCUCAGAUGCGGACAGCUCAGACUUUGACCGGUUGGAAUACAGCAUUUUAUCUGGGAAUGAUCGGACCAGCUUUCUGAUGGACAGCAAGAGUGGAGUCCUCACUCUGUCUAGCCACAGGAAGCAACGCAUGGAGCCUUUGUACAGUCUCAAUGUGUCUGUGUCCGAUGGGCUGUUUACCAGCACUGCCCAGGUGCACAUCAGAGUCCUGGGGGCAAACUUGUAUAGCCCUGCCUUUUCACAAAGCACAUAUGUAGCCGAGGUGAGGGAGAAUGCAGCUUCUGGGACAAAGGUCAUUCAUGUCCCAGCCACAGACGGGGAUCCAGGAACAUAUGGACAGAUUAGCUACUCCAUCAUCAAUGACUUUGCCAAGGAUCGAUUCCUCAUAGACAGCAAUGGACAGAUCAUCACAACGGAAAGACUGGACCGCGAAAACCCUCUGGAAGGAGAUAUUAGCAUUUAUCUGAGGGCCCUGGAUGGUGGCGGAAGAACAACUUUCUGCACUGUGCGGGUGAUUGUGGUGGACGAGAAUGACAAUGCCCCACAGUUCAUGACGGUGGAGUACAGGGCCAGCGUCAGGGCUGAUGUCAGAAGGGGCCACCUAGUCACUCAAGUUCAAGCUUCGGAUCCAGAUGAUGGCGCCAAUUCUAGGAUUACAUAUUCCCUCUACAGUGAGGCCUCGGUCUCAGUGGCUGACCUCUUGGAAAUUGAUCCUGAUAAUGGCUGGAUGGUGACCAAGGGCAAUUUUAACCAACUGAAAAAUACGGUGCUGUCUUUCUUUGUGAAGGCAGUAGAUGGUGGCAUCCCCGUCAGGCACUCCCUCAUCCCUGUCUACAUCCAUGUCCUGCCCCCUGAAACGUUCCUGCCUUCAUUUACCCAGCCACAGUACUCCUUUGCCCUUGCAGAAGAUACAGCCAUUGGAAGCACAGUGGACACCCUGAGGAUACUGCCCAAUCAGAGUGUCCGGUUCAGCAUGGUUAAUGGAGAACGACCAGAGAAUAACAGAGAGGGUGUCUUUAUCAUAGAACAAGAGACAGGCACUAUCAAACUCGACAAGCGCCUUGACCAUGAAGUCAGCCCAGCCUUCCACUUCAAAGUAGCAGCUACUCUACCCCUAGACAAGGUGGACAUCGUAUUCACAGUGGAUGUAGACAUCAAGGUCUUGGAUAUGAAUGACAACAGGCCAGUCUUUGAAACACCAAGCUACGAGACGAUCAUAAUGGAAGGGAUGCCUGUCGGCACCAAGCUUGCCCAGGUGAGAGCCAUAGACAUGGAUUGGGGAGCCAAUGGGCAAGUCACUUACUCCCUACACUCAGAUUCCCAGCUUGAGAAGGUAAUGGAAGCAUUCAAUAUUGACAGCAACACUGGAUGGAUCAGUACACUGAAGGACCUGGACCAUGAGACAGACCCUACCUUCUCCUUCUCUGUGGUGGCUUCUGAUCUUGGAGAGGCUUUCUCUCUUUCUUCCAUGGCUCUGGUCUCAGUCAAGGUGACAGAUAUAAAUGACAAUGCCCCUGUCUUUGCUCAAGAGGUGUACCGAGGAAAAGUAAAGGAGAGCGACCCCCCUGGAGAGGUGGUAGCUGUUCUCAGCACCUUGGACAGAGACACCUCCACCAUAAAUCGCCAAGUGAGCUACCACAUUACCGGAGGGAACCCCCGAGGACGGUUUGCCCUGGGUAUGGUGCAGAAUGAGUGGAAGGUCUAUGUGAAGAGACCUCUGGAUCGAGAGGAACAAGACAUGUACUUCCUCAACAUCACUGCCUCUGAUGGACUCUUCGUCACACAGGCCAUGGUGGAAGUGAUUGUUAGUGACGUAAAUGACAACAGUCCAGUGUGUGAUCAGGUUGCAUAUUCAGCAUCUCUCCCAGAAGACAUUCCAUCAAAUAAACUCAUCCUGAAGGUCAGUGCCAAGGAUGCGGACAUUGGAUCCAAUGGAGAUAUACGGUACUCACUCUAUGGAUCUGGAAACAAUGAAUUUUUUCUAGAUCCAGAAAGUGGUGAGUUAAAGACCUUGGCCCUGUUGGACAGGGAGAGGGUCCCAGUAUACAACCUGAUUGCCAGGGCCACUGACGGGGGCGGCCGCUUCUGCCACUCCAAUGUCCUCCUGCUCCUGGAAGAUGUGAAUGACAAUCCCCCUGUGUUCUCCUCCAACCACUACACUGCCUGUGUCUACGAGAACACGGCCACGAAGGCUCUGUUGACCAGAGUGCAAGCAGUGGACCCUGAUGUUGGCAUCAACAGGAAGGUUGUGUACUCCCUGGAGGACUCGGCCAGUGGCGUCUUCUCCAUCGACAGCUCCUCUGGUGUCAUCAUCCUGGAACAGCCUCUGGACCGGGAGCAACAGUCAUCCUAUGACAUCAGUGUCCGGGCCACGGACCAGAGUCCUGGACAGUCCCUCUCCUCACUCGCUUCGGUCACCAUCACUGUCCUGGACAUCAAUGACAACCCUCCUGUGUUUGAGAGGAGGGAUUACCUAGUAACGGUACCCGAGGACACUUCCUUUGGUACCCAAGUUCUCUCUGUGUUUGCAACCAGCAAAGAUAUCGGCACUAACGCUGAGAUAACGUAUCUCAUCCGGUCUGGGAAUGAACAAGGGAAGUUUAGGAUCAACCCAAAGACAGGGGGUAUUUCUGUCUUGGAAGCUCUGGACUAUGAAGUAUGCAAAAGAUUUUACUUGGUGGUAGAAGCUAAAGAUGGGGGCACCCCAGCUCUGAGCGCAGCAGCCACCGUCAGCAUCGACCUCACAGAUGUGAACGAUAACCCUCCUCGAUUUAGUCAAGAUGUCUACAGCGCCGUCAUCAGUGAGGAUGCCUUGGAGGGGGACUCUGUCAUUCUGCUGAUAGCAGAAGAUGCAGAUAGCAAGCCCAAUGGACAGAUUCGUUUUUCCAUCGUGGGUGGAGAUAGGGACAAUGAAUUUGCUGUGGAUCCCUUCUUGGGACUUGUGAAGGUUAAGAAGAAACUGGACCGGGAACGGGUGUCGGGAUACUCCCUGCUCAUCCAAGCAGUAGACAGUGGCAUCCCUGCAAUGUCUUCAACUACAACUGUCAACAUUGAUAUCUCUGAUGUGAAUGACAACAGCCCAGUGUUCACACCUGCCAACUAUACUGCUGUGAUCCAGGAAAACAAGCCAGUGGGUACCAGCAUCUUACAACUUGUGGUGACAGACAGAGACUCUUUUCACAACGGGCCUCCCUUCUCCUUCUCUAUUUUGUCGGGAAAUGAAGACGAGGAGUUUGUGCUGGACUCCCAUGGGAUCCUGAGGUCAGCGGUGGUCUUCCGGCACGUGGAGUCCCCAGAAUACCUGCUGUGCAUUCAGGCAAAGGACUCGGGAAAACCGCAGCAAGUUUCUCAUACCUACAUCCGGGUGCGGGUCAUUGAGGAGAGCACCCACAAACCCACAGCUAUCCCUCUGGAAAUCUUCAUUGUCACCAUGGAGGAUGACUUUCCUGGUGGGGUCAUUGGAAAGAUCCAUGCCACAGAUCAGGACAUGUAUGACGUGCUCACAUUCGCCCUGAAGUCAGAGCAGAAGAGCUUGUUCAAAGUGAACAGUCACGAUGGGAAAAUCAUCGCCCUGGGAGGGCUGGACAGUGGGAAGUACGUCCUGAACGUCUCUGUGAGUGACGGCCGCUUCCAAGUGCCCAUCGACGUCGUCGUGCACGUGGAGCAGCUCGUGCAUGAGAUGCUGCAAAACACUGUCACCAUCCGCUUUGAGAAUGUGUCCCCCGAGGACUUCGUGGGACUGCACAUGCAUGGGUUCCGGCGCAUCCUGCGGAAUGCGGUCCUCACCCAGAAGCAGGACAGCCUGCGCAUUAUCAGUAUCCAGCCUGUGGUGGGCACCAACCAGUUAGAUAUGCUGUUUGCUGUGGAGAUGCGCAGCAGCGAGUUCUACAAGCCAGCCUACCUGAUCCAGAAGCUGUCCAACGCCAGGAGGCACCUGGAGAACGUCAUGCAUAUAGCAGCCAUCCUGGAGAAGAACUGCUCAGGACUGGACUGUCAGGAGCAGCACUGUGAGCAAGGCUUGUCUCUGGAUUCCCACGCGCUCAUGACCUACAGCACAGCUCGCAUCAGCUUUGUGUGUCCGCGUUUCUAUAGGAACGUGCGCUGCACCUGUAAUGGAGGAGUGUGUCCAGGGUCUAAUGAUCCUUGCGUGGAGAAGCCGUGUCCAGAGGACAUGCAAUGUGUGGGCUAUGAGGCCAGCAGGAGACCAUUCCUCUGCCAGUGUCCACCAGGGAAGCUCGGAGAGUGCUCAGGGCACACUUCUCUCAGCUUUGCUGGAAACAGCUACAUCAAGUACCGGCUUUCUGAAAAUAGCAAGGAAGAGGACUUCAAGCUAGCCCUGCGCCUGAGAACCCUGCAAAGCAAUGGGAUUAUAAUGUACACCCGGGCCAACCCCUGCAUGAUUCUGAAGAUCGUGGAAGGCAAACUGUGGUUCCAGCUGGACUGUGGCAGCGGCCCUGGGAUCCUGGGCAUCUCCAGCCGAGCUGUCAACGACGGGAGCUGGCACUCGGUCUUCCUGGAGCUCAAUCGCAAUUUCACCAGCCUGGCCCUGGACGACAGUUAUGUGGAGCGGCGCAGGGCGCCCCUGUACUUCCAGACUCUAAGCACCGAGAGUGCCAUCUUCUUUGGUGCCCUGGUGCAGGCCGAUAACAUCCGCAGUCUGACGGACACACGAGUCACCCAGGUCCUCGGUGGCUUCCAGGGUUGUCUGGACUCGGUGGUGCUUAAUCACAACGAGCUGCCCCUCCAAAACAAGCGCAGCAGCUUCGCGGAAGUUGUGGGUCUGACGGAGUUGAAGUUGGGCUGCGUGCUCUACCCGGAUGCAUGCCAACGCAAUCCCUGUCAGCACGGGGGCAGCUGCAGCGGUCUGCCCUCUGGUGGCUAUCAGUGUUCCUGUCUCUCACAGUUCACGGGGAGAAACUGUGAAGCAGAGAUCACAGCCUGCUUCCCCAACCCUUGCCGGAAUGGAGGAUCCUGUGACCCCAUAGGAAACACCUUUGUCUGCAGCUGUAAAGCCGGCCUCACGGGCGUCACGUGCGAGGAUGACGUGGACGAGUGUGAGCGAGAGGAGUGUGAGAAUGGAGGCGCCUGCGUCAACCUAUUCGGCUCCUUCUUCUGCAACUGCACCCCGGGCUAUGUGGGUCAGUACUGUGGCUUGCGUCCCGUGGUCGUGCCCAACAUCCAAGCUGGCCACUCAUAUGUGGGCAAGGAGGAACUAAUAGGCAUUGCUGUGGUCCUCUUCGUCAUCUUCACCCUGGUCGUGCUCUUCAUCGUCUUUCGCAAGAAGGUCUUUAGAAAGAACUACUCUCGGAACAACAUCACGCUAGUGCAGGACCCAGCCACAGCCGCGCUCCUGCACAAGAGCAACGGCAUCCCAUUCCGCAGCCUGCGUGCGGGCGAUGGGCGCAAUGUGUACCAGGAGGUGGGGCCGCCUCAGGUGCCAGUGCGCCCCAUGGCCUACACACCCUGCUUCCAGAGCGACUCCAGGAGCAAUCUGGACAAGGGCCUGGAUGUACUGGGUGGUGAGCCACAGGAGAUGAGCACGUUCCACCCGGAGUCCCCACGCAUCCUGACUGCGCGUCGGGGUGUGGUGGUAUGCAGCGUGGCCCCCAAUCUCCCAGCUGUGUCACCCUGUCGCUCGGACUGCGAUUCCAUCCGGAAGAACGGCUGGGACACAGGACCCGAAAACAAAGGGGCUGAUGACCCGGGAGAGGUGACCUGCUUCACAAGCAGUAACAAAGGCAGCAACUCCGAAGUUCAGUCCCUCAGCUCCUUCCAGUCGGACUCUGGUGACGACAAUGCAUCCAUAGUGACUGUCAUUCAGCUUGUCAACAAUGUAGUUGACUCUAUAGAGAACGAAGUGUCUGUCAUGGACCAAGGACAGAACUACAACAGAGCCUAUCAUUGGGACACCUCCGACUGGAUGCCCGGGGCACGGCUGUCUGACAUCGAGGAAAUGCCCAACUACGAGAGCCAAGAUGGAGGAUCAGCGCACCAGGGCAGCACACGAGAGCUGGAGAGCGACUACUACCUGGGCGGAUACGACAUCGACAGUGAAUACCCCCCACCUCAUGAAGAAGAGUUCCUAAGUCAGGAUCAGCUGCCUCCUCCGCUGCCGGAGGACUUCCCUGAACAGUAUGAGGCCUUGCCUCCCUCGCAGCCCGCCUCGCUAGCUGGCACCAUGAGCCCAGACUGCAACAGAAGGCCCCGGUUUCACCCCAGCCAGUACCUCCCUCCUCACCCGCUUCCCAACGAAACAGAUUUGGGGGGGCCACCCUCUGGCUGUGAUUUUAGUACUUUUGCAGUGAGCAUGAACCAGGGUCCGGCAGACAGCGUGUCUCUGUCCUUGCACAAUCCCAGAGGCACCUCGUCCUCAGAUACGCCAGCCCACCGUGGCUUUGACGACUCUGAGGUGGCCAUGAGGGACUACGAAAGCGCCGGUGAGCUCGGCCUCACCAGCCUUCACAUUCCCUUCGUGGAAACGCAGCACCAGACCCAGGUGUAG